Molecule: messenger RNA, 957 nt
Organism: Mytilinidion resinicola
Lineage: Eukaryota; Fungi; Ascomycota; Dothideomycetes; Mytilinidiales; Mytilinidiaceae
Product: putative N-acyl homoserine lactonase AttM
Exons: 3
Source: RefSeq, a predicted model, not a curated record
CCUAAUCUUCAGACCCCGUCUUCGUCAAGCACAGUCAAGGUUUCGGUGAUAGAUACAAACACCCGAAUAUCACUACCCUUCGGCCUCUUCUUGACCCCCGUGUUCAAGGGCAAAGACAGACUCUCCGCUCCCUCCUACUCGACCUUGAUCGAGCAUCCAUCCGGGCGCAAGCUUCUAUUCGAUCUAGGCGUUCGAAAAGACUGGGAAAAUCUAGCACCUUUCAUUCUCGCAAUGAACCAACAGAUAGGAGCAACGAUCGCAGCCGGGAAGAACGUAUCCGACGUCUUGUCCGAGAACGGGAUCAACCCAUCAGAGAUCGAAUCUGUCAUCUGGAGCCACUGGCACUGGGACCACAUCGGCGACAUAACCACAUUCCCCUCAACAACCUCCCUCCUCGUCGGCCCCGGCCUCACAUCAUCUCCCAUUAUGCCCGGCUACCCCUCCAACCCCGAGUCACCCAUCCGCGAAACCGACUACACCGGCCGCACCAUGGCCGAAGUCCCCUUCGACACUCCCCUCAAAAUCGGCCCAUUCGCAGCCUACGACUUCUUCGGCGACGGCUCCUUCUACCUCCUGUCCAGCCCCGGCCACGCCAUCGGCCACAUGUGCGCCCUCGCCCGCACCACGUCCUCCUCUUUCGUCCUCCUCGGCGGCGAUUGCUGCCACGAACCGGGCGAGUUCCGCCCAACGCCCUACCUCCCGCUCCCGGAAUCUUUCCAACCCUCGCCCCUCACGCCGCACGAACCGCACAGCGUGUGCCCCGGUUCGCUCUUCCAAGCACUACAUCCGAGCAAAUCGGCCACGGAGCCGUUCUUCGAUGUGUUAGAGGGCGUGCAUGAGGACUUGAAGCUGACACGAGAGAGUAUCCGCGGCCUGGAGGCUUUUGACGCUAGCGACGAUAUAUUAGUCGUUAUUGCGCACGACGACACGCUUGCGGGCAUUAUGGACGUCUUUCCG